CUCGUUUUUAGCGCUAUUAAAACCAUCACAAACAUUAUAGCCGAGCCGCCAGUCAUCGUAAACAGGAUGGAUUACACGAUUUUACCCGCAAUUCUGGUGAUUUCUUCCUCGCUGUUCGCUUACAACGUGCUCAGCCAAACCUGCUACGACCUGGAUAAAAAAUGCUGGGGUUACAUAGCAAAAGAAGGCCCGGCAUAUGAGAAAUUAGCGACGCUCUCUCCCGGAUCUAACUCAACCUGGCCCGUUACGGAGGAAAUCCUUCAAGAGUAUCGCCUGGCUGGCGAGGCGUACUGCCGACAGGUCAGUGAGAACGCCUACUGCCUGAGACACCUACUGGACUUUUGUCCCGGAUUUUAUGAUGAUUGCGAAAUACGCUGCUUUACACGGCACGACUCCGAGCUGCGGAUGAUCAUCGCCAGACUCUGCGAGACGACGGUCGGACCGGUACAAAUGAUUCGUGCGGUGACACACUGCACCCAACAAGACCCGGAACACUUUCGGUCUUGCUGUCUCGUUCGCAGCGAGGAUGGCAAGGUCGAAAGAAAUGGAACUAUCGUCGCUGCGCGGCACAAUGCCUGCCGGGAUAUUCAGGCUACUACGCUCCGCAUGAAUGGCACCCAAGGCGAGGAAAUGGCCAUAAAAUGUGGACAUGACGCUAUGGAUACAAUCAAGGAAGCGUUCACGCAGUUAUACGCCCUUCAUUGUUUAAAUUGACUUUGUACUUUUGACAGUGUGACAUUUGAGUAGUGCAACAUUUGAUAAUGCAACCCAAAUCGUGGUUACUAGUACUUCUAUAGUACUUGAAGUUGCCUCCAUUUUCUCGAACUGUUAAUUUUUUGCAGAGCCUACAGGUGUUUCUUGAAUGAAAACCACGUUCGG
Messenger RNA from Paramacrobiotus metropolitanus, 879 nucleotides. RefSeq lists its product as uncharacterized. Bases 67 to 714 code for a protein of 215 amino acids. The record is from RefSeq and is a predicted model, not a curated record. NCBI's taxonomy places the organism in Eukaryota, Metazoa, Tardigrada, Eutardigrada, Parachela, Macrobiotidae. The transcript has 3 exons.